Bursaphelenchus xylophilus (pine wood nematode) is the source of this 1624-nucleotide messenger RNA. Lineage: Eukaryota; Metazoa; Nematoda; Chromadorea; Rhabditida; Aphelenchoididae. The record is from the annotation of a GenBank genome assembly.
AUGAGAACUGUAGAUUGCGGUGGGCCAGAUGCCGAGUUUGACAAGGAUUUUGCGUAAGGAAAAAUGGUCAAAGUUUGCUAUAUAAGACUUUGAUAUAUUACAAAAAUUAAAGGUUCAACUGUCUGCUGCAAAUUUUUUUGUUUCUGCAAAGCGCCAGCUAUAGUAAAAGAGUGGUCUUUAAAAUCCAAAGAAACGCGAAAUGACUGUGCUGCCUUCCAACUUUUAUCGAAGUGGUAGAGCAUAAUAUGGCGAAUAUGACUACGGUUUUCGACACGCAUUUUUAUUAACAAAUAGAAAAGAUUAUUUUUAUGAAAAAAAAUUUACAAAACGCCUAUUUUCACUAGUAAAAAAAGGGGCCAAUAUGAACGCCGGAUAAUUAUGCAUCAACCUGAUAAAAAAUUGAAAAACUCUUCAGUUUGUCGCGCCUAAAUCGUUGCGUAAAGUCGCCGGAUUUACCCGAAUGUUCCAAUGUCACCAAGCCCGAAAUCCUGCUCCAAAAACUGUACUGGCACAUCAACCAUCCCCGGAAGAAUGGCAUCAAAUACUUUGAGGACUGCUCUCAAAUUGUCUACAAAACUCUGCCUCGAAAAUACACCAAACUUCUCGACCAAUACAAUACUUUGGGGUUUGGAAGGAACAAAAAACGAUGCAUUUCUAUUGAUGCACUUUGCGGGUAAGUGUAAUUUCAAGUUUAAUUUUUAAUUUUGAGCAACAUUUUGCAGCGAUCUCACGCAGUAUUUGAGGCCGUUCGUGUGCUUUAUGAUGAGGAAUUGCGAACGGAGGAUGAGCGAGAUGACUUACGCGCUGGCUUAUGGGUUUCAGCAACUCACUCUGGAACAGGAAGGACCGAUACGGUAGGAGUUUUGGGGGUUCUAACAAGACUUUUUUCGGUAUAUCUAACAAGCAGCAAAACUUUGAAACAAGAAGAGAAAGACAAUUUUUUGACAAGGAAAGUACUUUUACAGGGGCUCCUACUUUUCGACGGGAGAUAUCUCAAAAAUUCCGAAAAAUUGUGCUGAUCAAGAAUUUAUAAAAAUUAGCUACCCAGUUGUGGGUUUAAGGGUCGAAAAUGCCCAAAAACUGGCUUAAUUCCCCUACAAAAGGAGCAGGGAUUUGAAAAGCGCGUUCGGUCUCUCUUUCCGGGAGAGAGCGGUGUGGCCGAGUGGCUAAAGCCGUAGUCUGGAAAUCCAGAGGGGAGCCGGACGGGUUCGACACCCUUUUCGGGCCGAGUCAACUUUUUUUUGAAAUUGAAGGUAUUUUUACCUACGUAUUCCUAAUCAUCACAAUUUUUCGGAUUUUUUGAGAUAUCUCCCGUCGAAAAGUAGGAGCCCCCAUAAAAGCACUUUCCUUGUGAAAUUCAGGGAUGAUCCGACACCUUGAGAAACAUCCUGUGGAAAUUUUGCAUUCCUCUUUCAGCUGCUCUUCCAAUCCGUCGGAUUCACAAUUCGAUUUGAAGCCAGAAGUGUAUAAAAUUGGCCGGUCCAUAGAAGGAGUUCGCCUCGUCAAGGACGAAAUAUGCAAUGGAGUUGGGGAAGUGGAAGUGCUCACGGAGACCGAUCCGGAACACGUGUUCUCGGCCGCACUUUAUAAGCGAGUUCUCGCGUAUAAAGGGGAUUCGGAAUAA